AUGGCUUUGAAUCUUUCUUCCCGAGCGGCCAGAUCCGCCCGCGCUGCCUCCAAGCUUACUGCUCGCCCAAUUGCGACAGUCCUCCCAUCCCGCACCUACGCAACCUCGCCGGAGGAAAACAACCAAGACAAGCCCCGAUGGUCCUACACUCCGGCACAGGCAAAGGCACCAUUCAGUCUCCACCUCCACUCCAAGCGCCCUGCCUUCCACGUUAACUCCGACCCAGCGCUAUUGGACCGAUUCUACAUUCGCUUGUUCGGCAAUGGCGGCGACCAAAUCCUCUCUGAUGAGACCAAGUGGCUGGCCGUGACGCAUAAGAGCUUCGACCAGGGACGCCGAGGAUUCAACGAUCGCUUGGCCUUCUUGGGAAAGCGAAUUGUCCAGCUGCAGGCCUCUUUGGCCCUCGCGCAGUCUGUUCCUGCCGCGAGCGGAGCGCCUGAGGCGAAGAAGGACGAAUUUGGUCGCGUGCCUUUCACCCACGCUGCUCUGGAUGGAUUGAGCAACCUCUCUGCCGAGAACAAGAAUGUUCUCACCGAGCGUUCCAAGCUUGCUGAGCUCGGACAGAAGUACGACUUGCACAAGGUCGUUAGAUGGAGCCCCAGAAAGCCCGACGACCUCCGCGCAUCCGGCAUUGACCUCGUCCUCUCGCAUACCCUCUACGCUAUUAUCGGUGCCGUGUCUCUGGAGAAGGGAGGCGUGGUUGCUGCUCAGAUCGCCCGUGAGCGGAUACUGGACCCCCUGGGACUCAAGUCCCUGCAGUAG
Penicillium olsonii is the source of this 762-nucleotide messenger RNA. NCBI's taxonomy places the organism in Eukaryota, Fungi, Ascomycota, Eurotiomycetes, Eurotiales, Aspergillaceae. The record is from the annotation of a GenBank genome assembly.